AUGCCAGCAUCACAGUCUUCAGAUGCGGCAAUCGAUGAGCCCUUCAAGAAAUGCUCGAUCAAUAGAUCGAACCCAAAGGAAAUUCCACUUAGCAACGAUAUAACCAAUUCGCGGAACGGAAGGAUGAAUAACAACGAUAUUCACUCCUCAGCCAGCAAACCCUUCGCAUCACAAAGAAUAUUCACUCAGUUUGAAUUUUAUCAAUCUCCUCAAGGGGUCGACAUACCUGAUUCUGCCUCUUCCCUGUUACAGAAUAGAGUUGGCGGAGCUAGUCUCACAGUGAAUGAACUUGAAUCCGAGAAUCAGAAUAGUCGAACUCCUAUGACAAACUUCCCUUCCGAAAUAACCAGAUUGCAAAAUAUGUCGCAACAACAGGAGUCUUAUCCGGAUAGCUGUGACCCACCAAUGCCCCCAAUAGAUCUGGAGCAGCUCUACAAUUUGAGCACUGACGACUUUACUAUGCCAACACUGGACAAUUCUGGUCCGCCAAUGCCCCCAAUAGAUCUGGAGCAGCUCUACAAUUUGGGCACCGAUGACUUUACUAUGCCAACACUGGAAAAUUCCGGCCCGCCAAUGCCACCCAUAGAUCUGGAGCAACUACACAAUUUGGGCACCGACGACUUUACUAUGCCAACUCUGGACAAUUCCGGCCCGCCAAUGCCCCCAAUAGAUCUGGAGCAGCUCUACAAUUUGGGUACCGAUGACUUUACUAUGCCAACACUGGAAAAUUCCGGCCCGCCAAUGCCAACAAUAGACCGGAGUGCGUAUACAUGUGUCUUGGAUGGGAAUACAAAGAUCUUCCAUUCGCUCCCGAAUCAUUCACAAUUUUCCUAUACACCUAUAUCAAGGAGAGAGAGUACUUCCCAACAUGCGAUAGAUAAGCACCAAUCACCUAUGGUCUCAUACACAGCCCACCAGAAUGCUUCCUAUUCUCCAAGCAGUGUCAUUUCAGUGAUGUGA
This is a messenger RNA of Penicillium angulare, 960 nucleotides long. RefSeq lists its product as uncharacterized. Bases 1 to 960 code for a protein of 319 amino acids. The record is from RefSeq and is a predicted model, not a curated record. The transcript has a single exon. Lineage: Eukaryota; Fungi; Ascomycota; Eurotiomycetes; Eurotiales; Aspergillaceae.